Molecule: messenger RNA, 2172 nt
Organism: Eremomyces bilateralis CBS 781.70
Lineage: Eukaryota; Fungi; Ascomycota; Dothideomycetes; Eremomycetales; Eremomycetaceae
Product: phospholipase D/nuclease
Exons: 2
Coding region: 45-1757 (570 amino acids)
Biological process (GO): single strand break repair; double-strand break repair
Cellular component (GO): nucleus
Molecular function (GO): double-stranded DNA binding; single-stranded DNA binding; 3'-tyrosyl-DNA phosphodiesterase activity
Source: RefSeq, a predicted model, not a curated record
UUCUCCUGCGACACCAACAGCCAUCUUUCAAACGCUGCUAGAAAAUGACGUCUGAUGACGAGGAUGAAGAGCUUAGACGAGCAAUUGCCUUGUCUCUGCAGGAUGUUCAUGGUUCACCGCUCCCAUCCGACAAUAUGGCCAGUCGGGAUGUCAACAAAUCGAACGUGAACAAUAACACAGCAAAUGGCAAAAAAGAGUCCGCUGCAAUGAUUCAGUAUGGAGCCUCACAAGCUAGUGCACCCCACAAGAGACGGCACUCUUCGUCUACAAUCUCCAUUGAAUCAGACGAUGCAGGAAGCAAGAAGCAAAAGCUAGACCUUGAAGAUAGGAAAUCAUCUCCGGCACGCCCAGACGCACCACCACCCUUCCCGAAUGUCCGUGGUCUCCUCCGCAAAACCUGGGUGUUCGGACAACCACGAGACAACGACAUAAAGAUCGAGGAAGUGUUGAGACCUUCCGACCUACGGCUGGCAGUUCUGAGUGCAUUUCAAUGGGACAUGGAAUGGAUCUUGAACAAAGUGAAGCCCACGACUAAGCUGGUCUUCGUCAUGGAAGCCAAAGAAGAGGAGGUUCGGAAGCAAUGGAGAACAGACGCAGACCACUACAAAAACUUGGUGCUCUGCUUCCCUCCUAUGCCGGGUCAAGUCAAUCGGAUGCACAGCAAGCUCAUGCUGCUCUCUUUCGAGAACUGGAUACGCGUCGUCAUCCCAACAGCGAAUCUCGUCCCGUAUGAUUGGGGAGAGUCGGCCAACCCGAACAAUCGAGUCUCCGGCGUCAUGGAGAACUCCCUCUUCCUCAUCGACCUGCCACGGCGUUCGGACGGGAAGUUGACCGCUCGGAAAGACCUAACCGAUUUUGGUCGAGAACUGCUCUCGUUCUGCGAAAGCUCCACGUUCCCGCCCUACGUCAUCGACGGCCUUUUGAAAUUCGAUUAUACCAACACCAAGCACAUCCAAUUCGUCCACUCGGUUGGCGGAUCUCACAUCGUAGGACCAGCGGAGACGGGCUUGUUCGGACUCAGCCGCAGCGUUCGCAAUCUUGGCAUGGAGGUGGAGCGACGAAAAGCACUGUUCGUCCAGCCUUCCACAGCGAAAGGCUCUGAAGUUCACGUCGACUACGCCACGGCUUCGCUCGGUGCGCUGAAUUAUCCCUUCAUAUCCACUUUCUACGAUGCCUUACUCGGUCGCGAAGUCAAACAGCCAACGAAAGGCGCGACCAGCAACCCCAUCCAACUCCUAAAACGCGUCUUCCGGAUAUUCUUUCCUACGUACGACACUGUAGCAACCAGUACGAAAGGCACCGACUCCGGUGGGACGAUCUUCCUGAUGUCGAAAUGGUGGAAUGCCGACACCUUUCCGAAAGAACUUAUGAGGGAUCAUGUUUCUCGCCGGGCGGGCAUCCUAAGUCACAGUAAGAUGAUUCUGGUGCGCCAUGUCUCGGUCGCCAGUCAGGGAGACGCUUCGAGCAGCAGAGGAGCCGGUUCGAUCGACCCUGCCUAUCUUUACGUCGGAUCUCACAACCUGUCGGAGAGUGCCUGGGGCAAAUUGGUUACAGAUCGCGCCACGAAGAAACUGAAGAUCAAUUGCGCAAACUGGGAGUGCGGCGUCAUAUUCCGGAUCGCCUCACCGGAACAGAAGGGCGAAGAAUUGGAUUUUGCUCUGUGCGAGGGUGGCUCAUUGGAUAGCAUACCUUGGGAACUGCCAGGAAGACCAUAUGAGAAUCAUCGACCCUGGUUCUGUAUGGAAGAUUUCCCUUGAACCGACGCGACCGGAAUGCUAAAGUCUAUGACCCCCUGGACGCCUGGGUACGGUUAUGCUCGUCUUAAAAGCGUCCGAGCAUUAUAAUCAGGCCACAUGUCUAUUUCCUUUUGAGAAAAAAAGAGCAUUAUCACUUCGCAUGUGCGAAUUCUGGUUUAGAUAGAACCCCAGCCGCCAGUUGGACAUACAUUGUCGAUUUUCUUGUCUACUAUUGUGUGUUCCAUGCAUCGUCCACGCCGUCUUCCUCGAAGAACCCGAGGACAAAGCAAAACGAAGUCAUGCCAACUUACCUCAACCCCAUCGCCUAGCCACCAGGGACGGUGGUCUUAUCGUUCUGGCAGCAUCGGCAGAAGUUCUCUCCUCGUCCAUUCAACGUCCGGCAGUGUCUGCAAAUCCAGGGGGCAGGGCCGUAGGG